Molecule: messenger RNA, 732 nt
Organism: Meira miltonrushii
Lineage: Eukaryota; Fungi; Basidiomycota; Exobasidiomycetes; Exobasidiales; Brachybasidiaceae
Exons: 2
Coding region: 1-732 (243 amino acids)
Source: RefSeq, a predicted model, not a curated record
AUGGACUUUUCUAUUAAUCGUGAGUCAACUGACCUCUAUACAUCUUCCUCUCAAAGCGUCUUUGUGUUUAUUGCAAUGAUGCUUUGCCUGACGAAUUUUGCUUUAUCUUCAGAUAUAGCAUCAACAUCUGGUACAAAGCCAAUUCCUCCAAGUCCUCCGUUUAGUCCUUCGAGCGGAAGAUUAUCACGGUCUCUCUCUUCUUCCAGUGCAUCUAGUAUUUCUUCUUCUGGUUCGUUCAAAAGUGCUUCCGGCGAAGCUUUUAGCUCGAAAAACUCUUCACCAUCGCGUACGCCACCUCCAAGUCCACCAAGGAUGAUCCGUACACCUGGUUUAGCAGAGCUUGAAACGUAUCAUGAAGGUGCGAAAGGAAAGGUAGCAAAUAUUUAUCAUAAUCAAAUCAAGCUUGCCAAAGAAGCACGAGAUAAACCAUGGAAAGCGAGUAAACAUCGAAAAUUGAUCGCUCAAAGUAAUGAACAUAUCAAACAAGAAGACACGAAGCUAUUCAGGAAAGGCUAUGAAAUCAUUCAGAAAACCCGAGAUCCUGAUCCGAAGAAGAUGUCGUUGAAAAUUGAACCUAUUCAAAAAAUUACGUAUGAUUUUCGUGAUGGUUGGGUAGGCACAAGACAUAAUCCAAGUCCCAGAAUGUCACAUGCCAAGCUGGACGAUUUACACAAGGAAGCCACAAACGUUCUCUUGCUCGGUAAGCCACAUAACCGAACAAAGCGAAAGUAG